AAAUGACAGGUUAAUUUACGAAAAAAGAGAGCAUUAUCAGCUUUUAUACGUUUCAUACAGUAACAUACGCAUAAAUGUAUGAAUGCUCAAAAAUUACUGAAUUACUCAACGCUGCGAGUAAUAUCGACAACGGUUCAUAUGCCCAUAUUUCUAUGAAAGAGCAUGGCAAUGUAUACAAAUUACAAAUGUAUAUUCAUUUUUAUUUGAGAUUAGACAACACUUUUAAAUUAUUAGUGUUGAAUUAAGAACUCUCUACUUAAUCAUUUUUGAGUACGUAGAUUAUCGUGGAAUCAAGACCAAAUAGUGAAUAUAAGUACAUAUAACGCUAUAUUCUAAAUUAGCGUUUCUAAUUGCAAAAAGAAAUUAAUAUAUCAAGAAAUCAUGGCUUCAAAACGUGUUUAUUUUGUUUACUAUUUUAUAACAUUAAUUAUUGCAACAACUAUGGUUAUCGGCAAAGCAAAUUUGAAUGAUUUCAAUUGUACAAAAGAUACUGAUGAUUAUAAAUGUCGAUUAACAACAAUGACACCAUACAGAUUUAUUGCAAAUUAUGAUGAUAAUGAACUGACAUUUCCAGAUUGUCAAGCAACAAAAAUAUGGAAGAUAAUUCGUCAUGGAACGCGAUUGCCAGGAAAAAAGGUAUUAACGUUGAUGAAAGAUUUACCAGAUGUACGAAAUGAAAUAGUAGCUAAUUGUGAAGCAAAUAAUUGUGAUUUAUCAAAGGCAACAAUUUCACGUUUAAAAAACUGGAAAUUUAAAUUAACUGAUAAAGAUGCAAUGCGAUUAGCUGAAGAAGGUGAAGAUGAGUUAAUUGGUCUUGCAGAAAGAUAUCAGUCAAGAUUUCCAAAACUAAUGCCCGAAAAAUUUAACAAUGAAACAUUCAAGUUUAAAUUUACUGAUAAACAAAGAACAUUUGAGAGUUUCAAACACUUUGCGAUUGGACUCUUUGGAAAGAAAGCAAGUAAAGAAGUUUGGUAUCCAAAACCAGAAAAAAAAGAUCCAAUAUUAAGAUUUUAUAAAGGUUGUGAUAAGUGGAAACAGCAUCUUGAUAACGAAAGUUUAGCAUAUAAAGAGUUUAAUGAAUUCAAGAAUAGAAAAAUUGUUAAGACGAUGAUUGAAAAGCUUUCACAGAGACUUUACAUUGAUGCCAGCUGGGUGACCGUACAAUCAAUUUACUACAUGUGUGCAUUCGAGAUUGCCUGGAAGAAAAAAAAUAUUUCACCUUGGUGUGAUUUAUUAACACCACAAGAUUUCGAGAUUUUGGAAUUCGCAGGAGAUUUAAAAUAUUACUACAAGGAUGGUUAUGGACAUGAGCUGAAUUAUAAACAAGCAUGCACAGCACUUGUUGACGUAUUCGAUUUUUUCAAAGAUGAAAAUUCUGAUUCAAAAACAUCAGCAUAUUUUACACAUUCAGGAACUCUUCUAAAAAUACUCUCACUUAUGAAUAUUGCCAAAGACCAGUCACCACUUUUACAUGAUUCAUAUUCUAUCUCGAAAAGUAGAAAUUGGCGAAUGACUUUAAUUGAUGCUUUUGCUACAAAUCUUGCAUUUGUUUUGUACGAGUGUAAAACUGGACCGUGUAUACUUGUUCUUCAUCAAGAAAGAAUUGUCAACUUUCCAGAUUGUCCAAAAAAUUUACCUUGUCCACUUGAAGUGAUGAAGAAAAAAUUUCCACACACUUCUGAACAAUGUUUAUUUAAAAAAAUGUGUUCAAUCAACGGUUGACGUGUACAACAAAAAAUCUGGUUUUUGAUUUCUUUUCUAUAAUAUAUUAUGAGAGAGUGGUCUGAAAUGGAUAGGUGGUCCAAAAUGAGCAGUUUUUUUUUUUCUUAAAAUGAUUUGUUUUUUUUUCUAUGUUAUUAAAAAGACAUAUUUAUAUUGCUCUGCAAUUAACAAUAAAAAACAGGAAAUUUUGAAUUCAUUCAAUGACCAUAAAUAUAAUUAUCAUUUCAAGUUAUUUUCUCUAGUAAAUAAUUUCAUUAACGUCUGAAUGCACAUGACUUGUAGGUCAUUUACCACAAACGCCAAACCUAACAACCGAAAAUAAGUUUCAUCAAAUUAGUGAAACAAAUUACGUAUUUUGCAAUGAUGAAAUUUAAUGUAAUUUUUAAAUCUAUAAAAAAUUGAAAAAAAAUUAAAGAUAACAUUAAAUUUUUUCGACCUAAAAAGUUUUCUCUAUAAAUAAUUUUAAAAAUUAUUCUUUUUUUUUUUUUUUUUUUUUGUUUAUUAUUUCAGACUAUAGUCAAUCGUAAACACGGUUUCUUGGAGGUUUAGUUGUGGAAAAAGCUCAGUCAAAAUCCAGAUGCAGUGAAAUAUAGUCAGAUAAUAAAAUAAUAAACAAUUAUUCAAGAUCUCUAAUAAAAAGUUUCAAAUUAAAGAUAUCAGUAUUCAACUUGAUUCUUGUAUCGAUACAUAUGUGUUGUGGACGGUGAUAGAAGUGAAGCUAAAUAUUAAAAUAGAUAAAAAAAAAAAAAAAAAAAUAUAGAAAUACUUUUUAUUCGCAAUGUAAAGAGCGCCGAAUGAGAUAUUACGUUGACAAUUUUCUAUAGUUCAAUGUUGAUGAAAAGAGAACAAGAGAACAUGAGAUCUGCUACUGUUUCGAACGAAAAUCUUCAACCCUUGUCGCCUAGAGUAAUUUUCCAAUUGUUUUUUUUUUUUUGUUAUUUGUUGUGUUGAAUAGUAAGUUUAGUUAAAAGUACACUGAGAGAAAUAUUAACUAAAAAUUAAAAUCACGGUUGAAUAGAAAUUACUAUACUGCUUUGUAAUUUUUGUUUUAUUUCUGGGACUGGCCGCGAGAGAUGGAAUUCUACAAUAAAAUUAUGUAAAAUGUGUAAAAUGUCAAAAAAUUUUUGGGUUACUUCAAGCCUCUAUACAUCGUUAUCUAUUGCAGAUGGACAUGGGGUUGAGUGAAGUUUAUUAUUGAAAAUUCAAUUCUAAACAAUUUAUAAAGAAUUACUUUUUUUGAUUAAUCUCUUAGAUAAUGAGUUAUGAGUUGAUUAAAAUAAAGACAUACAUGUUUUGUGAAAAGAAUAAAAAUUAUUAUAUGGUUGAAUAAAAAA
Aphidius gifuensis is the source of this 3056-nucleotide messenger RNA. Its product is annotated as multiple inositol polyphosphate phosphatase 1-like. The transcript is spliced from 7 exons. Gene Ontology annotation, molecular function: inositol phosphate phosphatase activity; acid phosphatase activity. Lineage: Eukaryota; Metazoa; Arthropoda; Insecta; Hymenoptera; Braconidae. The record is from RefSeq and is a predicted model, not a curated record. Bases 382 to 1722 code for a protein of 446 amino acids.